AUGAAAUUCUCUACUCUACUUGCCUCCCUUGUAUUGGGGGAGGCGGUUGCUGGGCAGUCAUUUGUUGCUCCGCCUAAAAAUAUCAACGUCACUCUGUCCCAGAAGUUUCCCGGUGCCCAAAUCACAUACAAAGAAGUUAAGGGUAUCUGUGAGACUACGGCAAAUGUCAGAUCCUAUUCCGGUCAUAUCAGCCUCCCCAAGGACCUCAUUCCCGAUGCAACGGGAUGGGAGGAUGGUGUUUCGGGACAUCUGCACUUCUGGUACUUUGAGGCACGGAACAAUGCGACAACUGCCCCAACUUCCAUCUACCUUGGCGGCGGCCCUGGCUACUCUUCAUUUGAUGGCUCGGCCGUCUUCCCGUGCUACUUCAACGCAGAUGGGAAUUCUACAACCCUGAACAAGCACUCGUGGAAUAACCAUGUGAAUAUGCUUUAUAUUGACCAACCUUUCGGCGUUGGCUACUCUUACACCACUGCCCUCAACGGAACUCUCAACACCUUGGAUCAAAGUUUCUCACCCGUAACUACUGAGGCAGAGCUGCCGGAGCUGAACUUGACGACAAUCCAAGGCACUCUGCAUGCAGGCGGUCCUGAGACAGUGACAAACACGACCAUGUCGGCUGCCAGAACGUUUUGGAGGUUUGCUCAGGUUUGGUUCAACGAAUUUCCAGAGAGAAUCACGACCAACGAUGAGCUUUCCAUCUGGGCAGUAUCUUACGGCGGGCUGUAUGCCCCUUUAUUCACAUCUUAUUUCCUGGACCAAAACGAGCUCAUCCAAAAUGGAACGCAUGAAGUUGUAAAUGCGACCAGUUUUAACAUGGGCACUGUUGGAAUUAUCGACGGCUUGGUCGAGAUGAGCUCCAUGGCACUGGGGUUCCCAGAUUAUGCUCGCAACAAUACCUACGGGCUCCCAGUAUACUCCGAGGACGUCUACCAAGAGGUUGUGAAAAACAUCACCGCCCCUGAACAGGGCUGCCUCGCUUUGAUUGACGGAUGUCGAGUUGCUGCCGCCAAAGGCGACCCAGAGAACAAAGGUAUCAAUGUCGACGUGAAUAAGGUCUGUAGUACGGCCAGUCAAGUGUGUUUUGGAAUUAUCCUGCAGAGCUUCGAAAGCAAUUCGCCGUACGGCUAUUUCGACAUCACUUACAAUAGACCUGCAACCUUUCCUUACGAGUACGAGGCAGCCUUCUUCAACCAGGCGUGGGUUCAGCAAGAACUAGGUGUACCACUCAACUAUACGAGAGGCAGUCAAGCAGUCGAGACUGCCUUCUUGUCAUCGACUGGAGACCCGAUUCGUUAUGGCUUUUCUCAUCUCACGCGUCUUUUGGACGGAGGUGUCAACAUAGCCAUGGUCUACGGUGACCGAGACUACCGCUGCAACUGGAUAUCAGCUGAAAACGCGUCUCUCCAUGUCCCGUUUCAGUCGGCGGAAGAUUUCGCCAAGGCGGGCUACGAACCCAUCACGACCAACUCCUCCUACCAGGGCGGUCUUGUCCGCGAGCACGGAAAGCUCUCCUUCUCUCGAGUGUUCCAGGCCGGUCAUAGCGCCGGUGGUUACCAGCCCGAGACCGUGUCGGUCAUCUUCGAGCGCGCCAUGUUCGGAAAGGAUGUCGCCACGGGGAAGGUUGGCCUUGCGACAACGCUAGAUUACAGUUCCAAGGGCGAGUCGAACAUCCGGGGUGUUAAAAGUGAGCUUCCUGGCCUUCUCGAGAGCGUUUGUUAUGUGCUGGCGCCUGAAGGUUCAUGUACCGAUGAGCAGAUCAAGGCACUAGAGGAUGGAACGGCAGAGACUAAGGAUUUCGUGGUGACGAACCCCCCUGGAACGAAGGGUGAGCGUAUGAAGGAUGUUGACAAUGGUAAAGGAGGGAACGACACCAAUACGGGCGGUUCCGGUGGAGAUGGAGGGUCGUCUCGCGCUUCAACGCUGAUCAGUGGUGGUUGGAUGACUGCCGCGCUGGCCAUAUUGGCACUUUUGAUCGUCUAG
Messenger RNA from Clonostachys solani, 1983 nucleotides. The record is from the annotation of a GenBank genome assembly. Lineage: Eukaryota; Fungi; Ascomycota; Sordariomycetes; Hypocreales; Bionectriaceae.